UAUUGUACGAUUGGGCAUCYAUAGCAACUACUGAAAACACACAGACACACCAUGGACAGGAAUCAGUAGUACUAGAGCAAUGGUUCCAGAUAAAGAGACUUCCAUUUUGACACCCUUCAAUGUUUUGCUAGGGACAAUAUCUAGUCACUUAACCAAAGAAAAUGUCCGGCUAAUCAAACUACAACUACAAGGACAUUUGAAUAAAGAAUGUUUGGAGAGUCUUCGAGUUGGUUAUGAUGUUACUGAGGUGCUUCAGCAGCGAGGGAUAGUGACGGACAAGAAACUAGCAUUUUUAAGGAGCUUGCUUGUUGGGUGUCAGCAGGAMGGAUUGGUUAAACUUGUAGAUGAAUUCAAAAAGUCUUCAGUUGAACUAGAUGGACAAGUAAAACAAGAGCGGUUACGUGCACAGAGAAGACUAAGCGGUCUUCGUGUYAUCAUGGAAAGACAAGCAGCAGAGAUACAAAACUACAAGACAACAGGAGAUGAUCUGAGAGACACACUGGAAAACAAGGAGGAUUUGCUCAAUAGUCAUAAAGAAGUAUGCAUCUCACAGUACGAAGACGUGGACAUGUUAUCAGAGCAGUUACGAACAGAAACUAUGGAGAGGGAUAUGUUGGAGGAACGAGACGURGAGAGCAGCGAGGUGAUCAAACUACAGGAAGCUGAACUGAAAAACUUACAAGAGGCUCUCAAGAACUCGAGGUUGAAUAUCAAAAGAGGGAGUCGUGAGAAACGUGUGAGCGUCUUCGACAAACAUUCCAACGACAAAUCAAAAAAGUCACUCGAGUCUUUGAUGAAGCAAAAAGAAGACAAAGAAGAAACGUUGAAAAAAUAUAAACAAAAUAACGAAGAAAUAGAAAARCAGCUUUACUCCAAGAGAGAAAAAGUGCGCCAAAUAAACUUAAAGAUUCUUGAGAAAACCAAAGAUUUGGUUCAGGUUGACCAGGAAAUAUUGGACUCGUUYGAGGAUAUACGAAAAGUACGACAGCUGAUAAGACAGAAUGAGAUCAAUGCGUGGGACAUCGAGAAAGAACUAGAAGAAACACAAGAAGAAUACGAGAAAACUGAGAAGAAUCCGGUAUUUGAUAAACCAAUCAGUGUUCCUGUGUGGAGACUGGAAGAAAUUGGGAAACCACAAAAGGUUUUAAAGUAUGACGAUGUUCUGGAGGAAAAUUCAUAUUCCAUAGGUUGUUAUGGUAACAGGAUUGACUCUCUACAGUUCGAUUGCCCACGUGGUAUAGCUGUCACGCGUAAGGACGUGGUAUUCGUAGCAGACCAUAGAAAYUGUCGUGUCCACAUCAUCGAAGAGACGGGUUAUCCAAUCAGAGAAGCCMUGACAAUGAACAAUACUUACCCAGCAGCACUUGCGGUCAACCGGAAGGGCAAUAUCAUCGUAUCAGACUCCCAAAUAAUUAAAGUAUUCACCUCAGAUGGAAUGCUUUCGCAUAAUUUUCUGCCUAUAUAUAAUAAAAGGGACGAAAGGCCAUCGAUAUCUGCACUAACCGUAGACAAGGAAGGACACAUUCUAGCUGCGGAUAUCACAAACCAUCGGAUUCAGAAGUUUCGUAUUGACGGCCAUUUUAUUGGAUUCAUAGGUGGGCCCGYKUACCUUCGWACGCCCAGCGGUAUAGCAGUCACCAAAUAUGGUGAUGUCGUUAUUUCUGAAUACGAAAGCCACCAAAUUAAAGUAUUUCAUUGCCACGGGAAGUCUUACAGUACAUUUGGUMGGUCUGGUAUUGGUAGAGGACAGUUUAUGAAUCCACGGGGAUURGCUAUAGAUAAUAAAGGAAACAUUCUCGUAGCGGACAGUAUGAAUCAUCGCAUUCAAGUAAUCAAUWUGGACGGGCAAUAUGUCAGUAGUUUUGGAAGACUGGGUUCUGAUCGUGGUUGCCUAGAUACGCCGUAUGCAGUGGCGGUUAAUCGCAAAGGUCACGYGUUUGUAGCGGAUAGUGGGAACCAUCGACUAACAGUAUUUACUUGAUAGCUAGUCCCAUACUAGUAUAUGACUAUCGAUGUAUCAUUAUUAUUCACCAAGCAAAUUGGAAAACCGAUUUGGGUUGAAAGGGUUAAAUCAUCAAGCUAAGAUCCAGGGGUAUUCUGGGUAGUCGAUAUCCUAGGCCGGCAUUUGUAGCSUGAUUGCAUACAGACAAAGCAUUAAGAGUGGCAAAGUGCUUUGUUGAUCGGUAACUUGAAURAAUGUUCGACAGCUGAAAAACUGCAAUAUGCAUAAUG
Molecule: messenger RNA, 2232 nt
Organism: Actinia tenebrosa (Australian red waratah sea anemone)
Lineage: Eukaryota; Metazoa; Cnidaria; Anthozoa; Actiniaria; Actiniidae
Biological process (GO): regulation of apoptotic process; proteasome-mediated ubiquitin-dependent protein catabolic process; protein polyubiquitination
Molecular function (GO): protein binding; ubiquitin protein ligase activity
Source: RefSeq, a predicted model, not a curated record